Messenger RNA from Gallus gallus (chicken), 18143 nucleotides. RefSeq names its product NUFIP2, FMR1 interacting protein 2 (gene NUFIP2). The record is from RefSeq and is a predicted model, not a curated record. Gene Ontology annotation, cellular component: nucleoplasm; cytoplasmic stress granule. NCBI's taxonomy places the organism in Eukaryota, Metazoa, Chordata, Aves, Galliformes, Phasianidae. Bases 8593 to 10191 code for a protein of 532 amino acids. The transcript has 13 exons. Gene Ontology annotation, molecular function: RNA binding.
GGGCGGGGCCGGGCUGCGCUGGCGCGGAGGGGUGAGGGGGGACGCCCUGAGGGGACGCCGAGGCCUCGCGUCCCUCGUGCCGAGAUUACAGCUGGAGGAAUUCUAAACAACCCGAGCCUCCUUGUCGUGGUGUUUAAGUGCAUUGUGCUCCUGUCUGAGCAGAGGAAAUCGCUGAGGUCAGUCUCCCUUGUGUUUAUAGCUGCUUUCCCUUUCAGAACUAUAGGGGCAAAGAAUCAUCCAAAUAACAGUUUUUACUGACAUCCUGACAAUGAAUUAAUAGAAACAAUGGCAUGAGACACGCAGCUUGUAAAAGACCUGCUUCUAGGUGUCGCUUUCACCCUUAAAUUCAGGGCUAUGUACCAAAGUAAGUGUUCUCAGGUACCCCACAAACAUUUGGGGUGUCCCAGGAAUGAAAUAAUAUGAUUUUGUAAACCCAGUAUUGCUGAUGCUGCUACAGUCGAGCAAAACAAGCUUCCCUCCCGUUGUCCUACAGAGGUAUUUUGUACCGUCAGAAGGCUGUAUUUAUAAGUGGGAGAUGGUGCUGGAGCCCAUUUAUCCAACCUUCACUUCUACCUCUAAAUGAGCAGACGGUUCUACUGGGGAUUCUUUAACCUGGGGCUAAGUGGAACAGCAAGGAGUGAUCUGCCCAUGGAGCCAUAAAGUGGAAUUAAGGAUCAAGUUCUUCUGAAUCUUGGUCUUGUACUUCUUCCUACAGCCAAGGAACUGAACCAGCUUAUGUAUGCCUGCAUCUUGGAUCUGCACCAGUGUAUCCAUCAGGUAGCUGUAUGCAUGGCUAGCACCAUCUGAAGGAGGUGCUAGGACAUCAGUAAAUAGAAAUUACAAAUUGCACGGCGGUUCAGCUGACAGGCAGAACUGGUUUCAGUGCAUUGUUGCAGUGUGCUGCUGCAGACCUGGUCUGGGGGCAGACCUGGACAGCAUUCCAGUGCAGACAGGACCUGUAAAGUGUGCAUCAGCACUGCAUGAUAUCGUAGGAGAGGAAGUAGCGAACAAUACCGUGUCCAACGGAAGCUGUGGCAAGAAUUUAUCCGAGGCUCAUUGUAAUUACUCAAGCUGGGAAUUUGGCCAGUGCACUGGGGUUAACACCCCUACUUCUUUAGGAGCGUCAUAGUUUAUUUUUUUAAUGACUUUAAGUGAUGAGAAGCUUGGCUGUCUGUCUCAGCAGAACAGCACUGCCUCUUGCAGUAUAAACUUCUUACAACACAAAGGAGCUGCUCCAGAACUAACUCGGAGUGGUGGAGCCUGGCUCAGUAAUCACUGCUAAAUAAAUACUCUCAGUAGAUAAGAAAGAUAAGAGUGUGAUUAGGGCAGUUUCAGCUGCUGUAAUCACAGUCGUACCUUCCUUAGCCUUCAGUCCCCACGCUCCACUCUGACCUUUUUUAAGCGAGCAAAUGUAAAUUUCAGAAUAAAUCAUGGAAUCCGAGCCAGUGAAAUUUGGUUAUUAAUUAUAAUUGCAGUUAUGAAUCACAGUUGUCUCUGCUUCUAUUCUAGGCUAUUUGCCAUCGUAUAAGCAGAAUGUGAUUUACCCAAAUAUAUAUAUUUUUUAUCAUUUCACGAAACUCUUAUGAUUCUAUUAUGCACUGAUUUAGAAACCAGCUUUCACCUUGUUCUCUGCUUGUAAAGAUAAGCAGUUGUGUCUUUUAGCACAUAGAUAGUUGUGAAAUGCACAAGCGAGGAACUGUUUUAUUUGCUCAUCAAACGUGCCAUCAUUCCAGGAGUAGCUUAGACCAUUAUCAUGGGUUAGAAGGUUAUACAGGAAAAACACGUUCUAGAGAAAGGCUGGUCAAAAUAGAGGAGAUAGCCUUAGAAAAGCAGAUCAUAACAACCUGUAUCACUCAGUAUGUGUCAGGCAGAGUCCUGACAGUUUGUCAUAAUGACAGAAAUGAAGCAAUACCAACACUGUUACAUAACCACGUUUGUAUUAUAAGAAAACAAUAACACUUCACUGCGCUCUUACCUUUUAUCAGAGAAAUAAGAUUGUUCUUUGCUGUCUGCUCGUGGUUGUCCCAUGAUUCAGGAGAGCAGUGCUGUCCAUGAAGAAAAGGGGAAAGAGACACGAGAGGAGGAAGUAGUUACCGAGGUCACGUGGGGAAGCAGUGUCAGAGGCAUGAGCAGAAUCUCAGCCUUCUGACUGUCCCACUCUGCCCUCAGGGCAACCAGACAGAAGUGCAAGAGUGGCUUGCCCUGUGACUCAACUGCUCUUCCUUCCUCAGCAGCUGGCAUGCUGGGCAAUUACAAAUAAGUGCCAGUGUGCCACUUGCAUCUGUGUCGGGUUCCCAAGGGACUCUAGGCAGGCAUGUCUUCUGCUGGAGAAGGCUGGAUGGAAGGAUCUCUGCAAUGCAUUUCUUUGGGAGCAUUUUUAGAACUUGGAAAGAUUCUCUUUUUGCCAGAUGUGUGUUACUUUCCUCUGAUUUCUUUCAUAACUUGUGUAACCUGGGGACACCCAGGGUUUUUUACCCUCCUCUGCAAUGGACUAACAACAAACUUGUGACAUAUGUGCCAAAUGAACUUAUAAUGAUAUGAGAUAAUGCUUGGGGGGAUCCUGUAAGCUUCUCCUUGAGGGGAGUGCUGAUGAGCUUUGUGGCCUUGCACAGGUUUGCCUUGUGGCUCAGAAUGGGAUCGGGGCCAUUGAUCUGGGCUGAUGCUAAAACUGGGAGACAGUUCUUCUGGAAGUUCAUUCUGUAGCAAGAGGGUGCUGGUGGUGUCUGAGUCCUCCUACCAGAUACAGGGUGAGGCCUUGCAUCUUCAUCUGAGCAGCACCUCCAGUUUUGAUGUCCUCAUGCUUCUCUGUAUCCAACACCUGCGUUCUGUUUAGGUGGCUGUCAGCAAUUGUCCUGUUGUGAUACACUAAUGCUGGGAUGCACUUCCAGAAUACCAGUUCAGCCUUGGCCUUGAGGAAUAAGUGAUGGAAGGAAACAGCACAGGAGGAGGCUCUGUCUUGGUUCUGGUCUUUGGAUGGAUGGAUAAGGAGAGGUCUGUGGCACAGAGGGGUGAAAGGUGACUAAGAGUGUGAAACUUGCAAAAAACUCAUUAUAAUCAUGCAAUCUUCAGGUGGUUUUCUUUCUCUGGAAGAAGCCACCUCGUGUCAGUUGGCCUGCUGGCAGUUGUUGCUCACCCGGAUAGAAGUAUUAAACAGUUAUUUCUCUGCUUAGAAAGUUUAAUACAACGUCAUAGCAGUGAGGCUACAACACUACAUAUUGUUUUCUUCUUUCAUAGUUUUGUGUCCAUGCUCACAAAGCUCUCGUGAACAAGCUCUGUUGAAUUUUGCUGUGGCUCUUUGAGGUGUUGCUGGUCUAGUCCUGCUCCACGGCUUGCUUCCCCAUAGCAGAGCCAGCAGAAAGGUUUACUCUGUGAUUGGUCCAGGGCAGCAUCCCCCAGAAGAGCAGCUUGCUGGAGGUGAUGAUUUAAACCACUGAGCAUGUUUCCUAGGAGGACUCUUACUUUCCUAAUUAGCAUGCCUGCUUUUCCAGUGAGCUGCAGUGAAUGGCUUCCCCAUUGACCCAGUGGAUCCCAGUCUUGCAUUUUACAAGCAAAACGACAUGAUGUUGUAAAUGUACUCCUUGGAACUGAUUCUCCUCAUAACCUGUAAAACUGUUGUGAAAAUAUGGCCCUGUCCCUCAGCAGUUCUGCAGUCACCUCUCUGAGACGCUGUGUUUCACUCUUGAAUCAAAUUUUAGACCAGAAAAAGGGUUAGGCUGCAUGCAGAUUAACAGAUCUGUUGCUUGUAUCUCUGGCUACUGCAGCAUGACUCACCCAUCAGCGCCUGUCAGCAGCUGUGUGACCUCAUUGGAAGCUUCAACAUCUCCUGUGUGAAGGUAGCUCGUAAUCCAGAGUAGGAAUCCUGGGUAGGUGGAGAGACCGUGGUGAUACACACAGCAGGAGUGUUCUCUGUAGAAAUCAGAUGUGCCCUCAGCCAGGAAUCACCGUAAAAAUCCUUGCAUAUUUCUGAAGAUCCUUAAAUGCUGAGGCUGCCUUUCCCUUGCCUCUACUAAAAAGCACCUGUAGCUUUUCAAGACAGUGAUUGGCAUCACUGCUGACAGGAAAAUGUGAAAGUAGAUAGGUCAGGGAGGAGAAGCUCCUUUAUUUGCAAGGGCAAGGAAGAGCUGAUGGCUCCUCUUUAUUUGCCACAUCUUCUAUUGACGUGAUGUACUGACACAGGAACAACAGGGCUGCUGGCAUGCUGUUUGAGGGAGACAGGUUUAAAAACAGCAAGAGGAUCUAUAAUAAAAGGAAAGGAUGAGUGAAUUAACUUGUGGUACCUUACACGUGUAGCUUAGAGAAGUAGUGUGAUGGUGAAACAAAAAGUGGGAGGCAGCACUUUAGGCAUCAGAUGGUUGUCUUCAGCUGCUGCUUGCUGGCUGAACACAAAGCUUGUGCUCCUUGUCUCUGCCUCCUGCCAGGGGCUGUUACACAGUUCCUCAGACAGGGGUAGAGCUGGCAUUGACUGAAUGUGGUUAUGCAGAGCUGCUGCAGACCAGCUCUGUUACCUAGCAAGUCUAUUCUCUUGCACUUUGCCUCAGGUGGAUGGUAGUAUUGCUUCUGCAUUCCGUAAAUUUCUUUCUUCUGCCCGGGAAUGUGGAUUCUCUUGGUGAAUAUUCUGUUCCAAGAGAAUUUGUUUCACGUUUCGGUGCUUCUUUAAGGAAGGUGUAGGUGGUCUUACAGUUGAGGCACGCAUGGGAGGAGGAACUAGGCAGCAUUUUGUGUCUCUUCGUCCAGGAUUCCCUGCCACCAGGGUCAGCCAGGUCCUGCAGCUGUCUGCCUGGCUGCUGUGUGAUUCCAGCAUGCAAUAAGCUCGUGUGUCUGCCUGCUUUCUGGAACCAAGAUGUGCAAUAGAUGCAGAGCACAGCUAGUCCUGGAAAUGAGUCUCUGCGGCUCUCUGCAUGGAGGCCGAGGUCUGGGUGAUGUUUUGAGACUGAGCUUGCCUUCGCUGGGUGAUCUGAUGGGUGUGAAGGGCAAGAGAUGGAGGGCCCAUAGCAGUGCUGUCUGUGCUGCAGUCACCUGCGGGUGUGAUGGUUUAACUGUUCAUUUUUUUUUUGCCAGUAUUUGAAGUUUCAUUGCUUGAUUUACAUCUGAGUAAAUUUCUUUAGUAUCUUGGAAGACUUUUCUUUCCAGUAUGAAAGCUUACCUCGGGUUCCGAUGGCAUCCUGCUCUUACCUCCAGCUCAGCCCUCACCACUGCUCUCCGCUUUUGACAUGGAACGGGCAGACACCAUUUGUGACCGUGCGAAUAUCCUGAGUCACACACUACCAGCUGGCUUUUGUGCUGCAGUUUUCCCUUCUCCCUUUACGACUGCACUCCCUAGAGGAGACCUGAACAAUUGCACUCGUCAGCAGAAGCGCAUGGUGUGCCGUGCCUGGAUGGCACCAUUGGUGGACGACCUCUGGCUGUGUCUGUGGGGUGAGUGGUCUGUGGUUUGUUGCUGUGUGUCUGCUGCUUCCAUUCCAGAGAGCAGAACGGGUGAAGGGGUACUUCAAGUGCAUUUCCAUUGUAUUUACUACUAAAAUAUCUGCAGUAUGGAGAUGGCAAUGUGAAGUCUUCAUUAAAUAAUUAUUGGGAAGGAGUGAUGACACCAGUGGUACUGUAGAAGAUAGGUAGAUAGAUAAAUUGUGUUCAAAUGAAUGAACUAAAGGCAUCUCUGAGGCUUCUAGUGAAGCCCUCACUGAGCUUUUUGAUCCAGCAGGUCUUGGCAUACAGUUGCUGGACACACCUGAGUCUGCUGCAGUUCCGUUCUGACCAAACAACAAUAUAUUAAACGCCAUUAUUCUGUCUAUGCUAUUUCUAUGUAUUCACAAAAAACAAGUUGAUUUCUUACUAAACUACUUCUAAUGUACACUGCAUAAAAUGUUAUUAGUAAAUGGCCAGCUGAUUUCAGAAGGCUAUAACAUACACAAACCAUUAACGUUUGUCCAAGACCAGAUGGGUUAAAGCAGCUCAUCCUGCAAGGCAGAGUUGUCAGUGAAAUCAAUCAAGUCUUUGUUUGGAAGCAUUUGGGACAGCCCAUACUGUGGUGGUCCUGCAAUGGAGGAGAGAUGUGGGCUGUGCUGACUCAGAAGACAGGUGCUUGUUGCAUCCAUUGGGGAAGGAGCAGUGCACCUUAGGAGCAGCAUGUGGGUUUUGGUGGGAGAAGUCUUGCAGAGCCUCUAGAAGAAAGUCAGGGAGGGAAAAAGAAGACAUAAGGUGGACUUGGAGCUGAGGACAUCCUGGUUCCUCUUACUGUGUGGGAAGCUUGUGCCAGGCAGGAUAGUGCUGUUAAUGUGACUGUUUGAAGAGAGUUGGGAAGGCAUGAGCCGUAGGUAGAGAUAGCAGCAGUCCUGAGAGGAGUUUUCGGGGGGGGACGACUGACAGCUGUUUAAAAACUCACAUAGAUGUUUACUCACUUGCUCCUGCUUGACGUGCCUGACUCAUCCAUCCCUGUCUGAACAUACCAGUUCCCAUUUUUUCUCUUCUCUCCUUUUGUUAACCUCAUCUUUCCUAUUCUUCAAGCUUCCUUUUGUAGCUGGGUUUCAUUCUGUUAGAUCCAGUUGAUUUGGCUUCUGCUCUGCCUGGGCUUUGCACCUGCUACAGCCCCAGCAAACUUGGCAGCAACCCUUCGGCUCUGCAGAGAAAACAACUGUCUAGACCAGGAACCUUCUGCCUGAUGCCCUGGAUGGACCCCAGGCACUAAUCUGCAUCCACAACGGCGCGUUGUUGUGUCUGUUGCAAAAGAUGGAUAAAAUCUUUGUGGACUCCUAAUUGCACCUUUAGCCUCCUGCUAAAGCCCCGCUGCCCCAGGCAAACACAGAGCCUGUCAGCGUCCUGCAGCUCACCGUGCAGAGAUGGGACCAAAAUAGCUUCACAACUUCACAACGCCACUAAAAAUAGCUUGCAGGUCAGCUCCUUUCUUAAAGGUAGUGGUGAUAUGGGAGAGCGCUCCUGCUGCUGUUCAGUGCAGGUGGAGCUGGGUAAACAAGGGGAAAAGCUGCUCCCACCAUCCUCAGGGGUUUAAUCUGUUGUGUGUGUGAGCCUGGCUGUGGAGAGGAGCCUCAGCCAGGUUUGGCAGUGCCUGAUUUGCAAUGCUACGGGAAGCAAAUGUAGGUUAGGAGAGGUUUGCCUUGCCUGCAGCCGCCUGUGCUGCCGAGGGAGCUGCGCUGCAGCAGGCGGUGCUGGCAAGGAUUUCCUUUGUGCUACAGCUUUCAUGCCUAGUGAUUUUAUGGGGCUGAAAGGGAGGGAGGAGGUGACAAAACGGUGAAAACCUGAGGCCAGGUCGUUGCUGUCAGAUGGGGACGGAGUCCUGCAGCAGUCAGAGGUGACAGAACACACUGAUGCUGCUACUAAGAAGCUCGAGAGAAAUGUGACUGAGUGAUACAGUGCGCAUGUGCCUAUGGAGAAAGGAGGCUAUCUGUGAGCUCUAGCAGUGCUUUUCUCUGCCCAGCAACAUCUCUGCUUCUUUCCUACGUUCUGCUUAAGCAGCUGUUCUGCAUUUAUGAUCUGAUCUGCACGCUGAGUCAACGUCGCUGUAACGACAUGGAUGGAGGGCAGAGGUCCGCAGGUUUGCUUUGAGGAAGCCCCAUAAACAGGGUAAUAGCACCAGAGUUACUGUUCUCUCGAACUAAAGGGAGAGAAAGUAAGCUGCCAAUCAAAAAGAACAUCUCGUGGCACAGGCAGAUGUUUCUGAUGGCGAUGCCGGAGCCAGCAGAACCCCUGCAGCAGCGCAGCCCCAUGGUGCUGGAGGCCCUUCCAGACUGGAGGUGUGGCGGUGGUCUGCAUGUCAGCAGAGCAGUCCCAGCAGCGUUCAGCAUGGAUGAGGUAUUGAACGCAUCCCUGUGCCUCUGGGGGGCAACGUGGCUUCUGCUGACGUGUGAACGCUCUGCUUGGCAGCCUGGUGCGGCACAUCACAGCUCAGAUGGGUUCUCCCAGGCGGCUGUGCAGCACAGAACUAAUACAUGGAAUACAGGCUCAGCACCGUGAGUCAGCACUGCCGGAGCCCAGACUUGUUUGCAGCAGCAGCGAGGCGGUGCGGGAGGUGUGGGCUGCGGGAGCCCUUCUGCCCAAACGCCAUCCGGGAUGAAAUGGGGCUAACAGGGAGCAAAAGGCUGAACGGUGCUCGUGGACUCGUUCUGCACCGACCUGCCAGUCUGCAGGCCCCAAAAAUACAGGCACGGCCCAAAGGUUUCUAUUCAGGGCCCAGCAGUGGAAUAAGGAACAUGAGCCGUGGGAUAUCCCGUGUCACCGCAGGCUGCUCAGCCUGGAAGGGGCUGGUGGCAAAGGGAGGAAACGUCAGAAACGCCAUGGACUAUUUUAGAUCUGCAACCUCAGUUCUGCAAAGGACAGCCUGCUGAUGUGCCACGCUCAGCGAGCAGCGGGGAGGAACCCCACGGCAGGAAGAGAGGCUAUGGAGAGCUGAACGGUAACGCGGGGGACAGAGAGGUGUCGUUGAAGGCUCUGUGCUCGGAGGAGACCGCCAGCCCCACGUCCAGGGUGCCCAAUGGCAGCCAGCAGCUCGCAGACGCUAAUGUGACCCCGAAGCCGUCGGUGAAGGGCAGCUCCCUGGGGAAAGCCGCGAUCAAACCCAAGAACUUCGUCCAGAAGAAUAGCAUGGACAAAAAGAAUGAGAAGCCCUACGACAGCAAAGCGAGGGAGGGUCAGCCUGCAGACAAACAGGACGGGCUGUCCGUUCCCAACGGCGUGGUGAGCGGCGGUGCCGCCUACAUCACCAACGGCUUCGUGGGCAAAGGGGCCGACAACGAUGGGAGCGGCUCCGAGAGCGGCUACACCACCCCAAAGAAACGGAAGGGCCGCCGCAACAGCGCCAAGGGCUGCGAGAGCUUGAACCUGGUGCAGGACAAAGCGGUGCAGCAGGAGGUCGGCACGGCCCUGAAACAGGAACUGGAGAGUUUCAAGCCCGAUUAUAGCGAGCAAAAGGGGAACCGGAUCGAAAGUACGAAGCCCGUUUGGAAAUACGAGGCGGGGGGCGGCGGGGCGGGCCGGGGGAGGCCCGGGCUCAGCGAUGUGCAGAGGAAGAACUCGGAUGCCAAAGCUGGGAUCGGCGGCAAGAAGUUUGAUGAGCGGCCCAAAGGGAAGCACGCUUCGCCGGCCGCGUCCAAGGAGGACUCGUGGACCUUAUUUAAACCGCCCCCGGUUUUCCCAGUGGACAAUAGCAGCGCUAAAAUCGUUCCCAAAAUAAGUUAUGCAAGCAAAGUUAAGGAAAACCUCAACAAAGCGGCUCAGCCCCCGUCUGCGUCUUCAUCGUCGUCGUCGUCGUCUUCGUCAUCUGCCGGGGAGGCUCAGCCCGCGCCGGCCGGCCGGCUGUCCCAGGUCCCCAUGUCUGCUAUGAAGUCCGUCACUUCUGCCGGCUUUUCCAACGGGCCCCUCCUGGCCGGGGCGGACGGCGCCGCGUACCCCCCGGGCGCUCAGCCUCUGCUCGCCUCCGCCGCUGCCGCCGUCCCUCCCGCCCCCGCGGACGCGGUGCCCCCGGACGUCGGCGCGGCCCCGGCGGCUGCGGAGCAGAAGAAAUCCAACCUUUUCAUCUACCCUUCCGAUAUGCAAACGGCGCUGCUGGGUACGGCUCAAGUGGAUUUCCCGUCGCAGGCCAAUCAGCAGAACCUGGGAGAUAUCUUCCAGAACCAGUGGGGUUUGUCGUUCAUCAACGAGCCCAGCGCCGGCCCCGAGGCCGCGGCGGGGAAAUCUGCCGAUAACCCGUCGAUGGAAGUGACGUUUCAGGGGGAAUACCCCGCCGCCUCGGGCUCGCACGGUGCCGAAGCCGUUCCCUCGGGAGCCGAGCAGCCCGCGUUCCCCAAGGCGUACGAGCUGGACAAACGGACUAACCCAUCCCCAGCACUCAGCGCCGCCCCAAAGCCUGGGACUGCUGGGGAGGGCGGCGGUGCAGCCCCGGAGCCGCAUCACCCCGGCGAGCUGCAAAAGGCAGACGCCGGCAGCCAAGGUGCUUUAGUGUUUCUUUCAAAAGACUAUGAAGUAGAGAACCCUCUGGCCUCUCCCACGAACAAUUUGUUAAGCUCCGCCAAAGAACAGGGGUACCAGAGAGGCCUAGAAAGGAAAGAUAGCUGGGGUUCUUUUGACCUGAGUGCUGCUGUUAAAUAUCACACUAAAGAAAUGGAAGCGGUUUGGAAUUUGCAGAAGCAAGAUCCCAAAAGGAUAAUCACCUACGACGAAGCCAUGGAUCACCCGGAUCAAUGAAGGUAGCAAGACAAGACUGCCUGUUAUAACCUUUCUGCAGCAUUUGUGCUGUCCGUGGGGGACAAAAGGCUUUUAUGCUCCUUCUAAAUCUUCAGUGCAGCAGAGGAACCGUAAUUAGAAUCACAGGAUAAUAUAUACAAAUAUAUAAUAUAGUUAUUUAAAAAUGGCGACUGAAAGUAAUUAGACUUCUUAAGGAAUCGGAAAAAUUAUUUCAACGAGACUACACACGUGAUUAUUUAAUCUCCGGUACUGAAUAGAUUUUUUUUUCCAUUAUUUUUGUUUUGUUUUGUUUUUGUUUAAAGAGUGAAUGCAAGUGAUUAACGAAUACAGACUCAAUUUGCAAGCCCGGUUCUAAAGUUCCCGCUGUCGUCUGCAUGGGCAACAGCAACCCACUGGAGAGGCAUUUCCACCUGAUGAGGUCUCUGUCUCUUGUUCUGUGACUGUAAUGACACACUAACCACAGGGAAAUCAGGAUGAUCCACCAUCCUUCAUCUCCCCUUCCCCUUUUUGGUUUUUUUUUUUUUUUUUUUUUUUUUUUUUUGUUUUAUCUUUUUUUUUUCCUGUUUUGUUUUCCAUUGAACGCUGGAGAAACACCUUGAAGUUUGCAGACUUCUUUUGUUUUUUUUUCUUUUUUCUUUUUUCUUUCCAGAGAAUUCUAAACGCAUGUUUUGCCAGGAGUAAAGCAGCCAGCCCUAUUCUGGGAAAUUUGUCUUAAAGCAUCAUUCUUUUGGGGGGAAAAACGGUCAUACUGCAGUUCUAGGAUGCAUGGUGAAGUCACACCGUUGACCUGGCUCCGGUUACACCUUGGACUAUUGCAACUGAAGAGUUGUUCUGUUUUAAAAGACAACAUGGAAAACUGAGUAAUUGGUUUAGGCAUUUAAUAUGGUUUAAAAAAAAAUAGAAAAAAAAAAAACCAACAAACACCACUGUUCCCACAGUUUAAUGCCAUUGUAUAACUGGGAGCAAAAAAAAAAAAAACAGCAAAAAAAAAAAAAAAAGGAAAAAAAAAAGGAAAAAAAAAUCUCUUGCUUUCAACCGUAGGUGCUUCAUAUUUGCUGUGUCUGUCUCCUAACACUAAAUAUGCUGGAUUUUUUUUCCCAUUUUCAUUGAUAAAACUGAGUCAGAUUUCAAUGAUAAAACUGAGAUAGAAUCGAGUUCUGCUAACUCUCACCCUUACGAAAUUGGUUUGGUUUGGUUCUCUUAAAAAAUUGGAAAAUGAAAAAAAAAAAAAAAAAAAAAAAGAAGGAAAAAUGGGAAUUUGAAUCCUCCUCGAUUUGUCCAUAGAACGCCAAUGGCCGGGCUUCCUGCACCUGCCCUUGGAAAUGCUCUUUUAUAUUUUAAUGUAGUCUGUGUAUUUCCGGGCUCUGCUUCUAAUGAUCUCUUAAUAAAAGUAUAUUUUAUUACCAAAAAAAAAAAAAAGAGGACUUAGGAAUGAAAAUAAUUUAAAAAGAAAAAAAAAAAAGAAAAAAAGAAAAGAAAAAAAAAAAGGAAAAAAAAAAAAGAAAAGAAAUCCAACCAGAAGGAGAGCUUUCAGGCAGUGGUGCUGUGUAACCCGCUCUGUCCCAUCGCAGCACGUCCCGGCCAUCCAGGCUGGUGGUUCCUGGGUUGGUGAAGGUGGAAAGGUGGAAGUGCCCUGGGUCCAACUGAGGGCACCAGAGGGCUGUUCUCCAACCAGUCUGGAUCCCCGGGGGCAUUACAGGAAGCAGAGAAGCCCAAAGCUUUUGCCUACCCCUUGUGCUUAGAUUUAUCCGCUUUUGUUUCGUUUUGUUUUGAACUACGAGUAUGUAGCAUGCGUUUUUGUUUUUUUUUUUAAUUGCUUUUGUUCUUUUAAUGAGAUUGUUCCUGGAUGAAGCGCUGAGGUUCACGGUGGGACGAUGGAACUGAAUUCUGUACCUUUUGUAAGACCGCUAGCUUUCUGCAAUGCUUAGUUUUACAAGUUUGACUACGGAUUGCCUACUCCAUUUAUGUAUACAGUACUAUACAGUGCCGUACCCGGUAUGGUGCUAUAUAGUAGUGAUGUUCUGUACCAGUCCAAGGUCUGAAAUCUGUGGUUGGCCAGUCGCAAAUAGUUCUGUUUCACCUAUAACCUGUAUCACCUUUGCGGGUGUGUGUGACUUGCGGAUGUACAACAUGUUUACAGAUGUGCCCUGCAUCUAGUCCUCCUCUGUUCCUAUUCGAAUUCUGUUGAGUCUCCCAACUGCUUGCCAAAAGUGGGAAUUGCCUCUGGCUCUGCUGCAAAAGGGCCAGGGCAUUCCUGAGCUUUAAAGCGUUGAACAAACUGGAUAAUGGGGCUGGGAGGGGUAAGGAAGAAGAAAUCUUUUAUUAUUAUUAUUAUUAUUAUUACUAUUAUUAUUUACAAAAUGAAAAGCAAAGUGUUUGCAAAGGCUGUUUGCAAAGCUUCCAGUUUGUUUUACUGGCUUUAAGGCUCUGCUGUGUAUUUAUUUGCCUUGUGUAGUCACUUGUCGCCUUAAGGGCUGGGUUCCAUUAAAAAACACAAAACCAAGACCUGUUUCGCUCCCUGGGGCGUCGAGCCUAGAAAUAAAUACAUGUGUGUGGCCCCUUACCCCAGCCCCGUCUGCCUUCUGGGUAGAAGCUCAGAAAGAAGCACGGGCCCAGCAUUGGGUUGGUUGGGUUGAGUUGAGUUGGGUUACGUUGAGUUGCGUUGCGUUGUGUUGGGUUACAUUGAGUUGCGUUGGGUUGGUUGGGUCCUUCUGACAUUCUCUCUCUUGGCCCCAUGCUGUCGGUGGUACCGAUGCACAACCACCACCUUUCCUGCUGUAUCCCUGACCAUCCUCUCUCCUACCACCCCUCUGGUUGUCCGGCUGUCCUCCCAGCACCUGCUGAGCACUAGGCAGAUAGGAGCUCCUCUUGGAGCUCUUGUAGCUCUGGCUUGCUGAUGAAGGGCCGCGGGGCAGGCAGGCAUUGCCCCAAGACACACAGGGCUGCAGAGGAAGCUCCCUCUGUGCUUCGUGUAACUCGCCCUGUCCAUCUUCAGUCCUCCCUGUGUCCUCACACAAUUCUUUGCUGAGCACUUAUUAAAAAUAUCUUAAGAUUUAAUCUGUUUUCUGAUUAUUUUUGUGUAAACGUUUAAAAAAAAAAAAAAGGAAAAUUGAGAAAAUUGAGCUGUGACUAAUUUUAGCACAUUUAAAUAAUGCUAAAGUGUUACUGAUGAGACUCCUGGUUGGUUGGUUGGAUUCAGAGUAUUAGUACUGUAGCAUAAACCAAAUACAGCCCAGUGGGGCGAGCGCGUGUGGGGCUGGGGCUGCUGGUGCUGGCGUCACGCGAGCGUGUGUUUAUUUGUGCCAUUGCUUUUGUUACACUGAGCAGAGUGAGCUUAAAACCCUUAUGUAUGUGUAGUGUUGGAAAGCAGCUCUAAGGGUGAGAUGGUGACCUCCUUCUUGUAGAGAUGAGGAUACUAAUUCAGGUUAGGGCUGCUUUCACGUCUCGGUUCUCAUGAUGGGUGCCCCGAGUCCUUUCCACCUGGUUCCCUUGCAAGAUUUGUUAUUGACAUGAGCAAUGGAAGGGUGUACAAGCCUGUGGGUAUCUCUGGUGCACACUGGAGCUUGGUGAUUCCCCACGUCUCCAGCAAGUCCUGCAGGUGUCCGUUGAGCAAAGUCUUGGUCAUGUGCCACUAAGCGGUCCCCACACUUGGUGGUGAUGGCUUGAGGAGGGCUCAGAGCUGCUCCUCCAGCAGCAGCACGAGGACCUGCAGCCCCUUGGGCCCCCUGCCCCUUGGUGCUCCGUUUUCUAUGCCUGUUUGCUGGGUCAGCAGCGCUGUGGUGUUGAGGUUCGGUUGGGUUGGUUGUUGUAAACUCUCCUCCGUUAUCUGUGAAAUCCAAACUCUUCAGUUUCUGGGAUCUGUGUGCUGGCGUGGCCAGCUCCGGCGCGUGGUUUCUGUUGCUCACCAUCACCUUUUCUGUCCUGUCAGCCCUGCUGUUUGCCUUUCCCAGAUGCUGUGAGCUUUGAAACGCAGCAGAAACCAAUUCCUGCUAGAUCCCAGCCGUGCUGCUCUGUGAUGGCCAGUGGUUGGCACCGGGGAGCACCAGCUGGCUCAGCCAAGGCAGGAAUUGCUUCCUGCUUGGGAAAAAAAUAAGUUAUCUUCAAAAUCAUGUCUGUGAUGCAUGCUGUUUUACCUUGAGGAGAGCAUCAUCUCGGCACGUAGCAUCCUUUCCCCCUGACACGGAGCUGCUUGGAGCACUGAUGCUCAUAGCCAGGAGCUUUCCUGCGUGCCACUUUUGCUCUCAAUUUGGUGUUCUCAAUGCAUUGCUGCGGUGCGCGGAGCUGCCGGAGCACUGUCCUGGAGAUCUGUGUGCCCUCAGCCAUUUGUUUCUGUACAGAGGCUGUUUACAAGGGAGAUGACUGAGGUCAGGAGGGGAGAGAACGAGGCUGAACCCAAUGUAAAGCUGCUACAAAACUUCACACGGAGGUGUGAGGCUGGGAGGUGGCCGGGGAAGGAGCCCCGCGGCUUUGGCCAGCACGAGAACAAGGUUUCUGCCUUUGCACCUGCAAAACCCAGCGCAGAGAACCGAGGGGAAGGGAGCGGAAGAGCCCAAUCUGCUCCACUGGCAAGAGAUCCCAGAGCUUUAGGAAUUUGCACAAUACGUAUCGCACACAGGGUAAGGCCCCGGGACCCCCCGUGCUUUGUCCGGGGGAUGCCGAGCUGUAUCAAUCUCGACUGUUAAUCAGAAAGCUUCGUAUCGCGCGUCCAGAGCUCUAAAGCCAUUUUGUAAGAUAGCGGUGUCCCUUUUCUUACAGCCUUAGUAACCAGUAGAGUUAUCUUAAAAAAAAAAAAAAAAUUAAAAAAAAAAAAAAGAAAAAGGAAAAAAAAAAUUAGUUCAUUUCUUUCUGUGGUAUGAAACUCGUGUACUGCAAACGUGUGAGCGCUGAGCAGAAGUACAAGUACUGUUUUCUUAAGAGAAACAACAAGAAACUGCUUUCCAGACGGUCUUUCCUCAGGUGCUAAAUAAGGGAUCCAAAAAUGGAUACUGCUUUAGGAGUUUGGGCUUUAUUCUUAAAACACGUAUUUUUUUGCUUAGGUGUCGAUAAGGUAUUUUAACAACAAUGUUGUUGGGUUUGUUUUUAAUGUAAAUAAGAUGACGCGUCUUUAAUUUCUGGUUGAUCUCCUUGUUGUCUGUGCUGAACAGUCUGAUUUUCACGUUAUCCUUUUGAGAAGGACCCUCCUCCCACCUCCCUCGAAGACAUUUCAUUCAGUGUUGCUGCGUUUGAGAGUGAGUCUCCAGCCGCUCACGGAUUAAUGCUGCUGCUGCUAUUCGUAACCCCCCAAAAUCCAGAAUGUGUGAUGCACUUUUGUCCCCUGAGCUCCCCGAGGAGAGCCGACCUCUCCCGUAACGCAGCCCCCUCCACGGCCCGACCCUGGUGCUGACCCACGGGGAUUUCUAUGCAAACGCAAAGCAAAGGAGAACUCUGACCUUGGAAGAACACUGUGCGUUUCUCUCUCUCCUUCCUCUUCUCAAGCUGCUAUUGGAAGGGUCGCGCCAGCCCAGCUCCUCCUUCCUGCGUGGUGGUGAUGUGGGGAAGACGCCUGGGUGCUCGGAAGGUCCGAAAUCUCAUUGAGCUCUUGUCUCAUCGCUGGUUGUAGUGUUUUGUUUUCUAUCCGAAUACAUCUAUGGAAGGAAAUCGGUCAUCUCUGAAAAAGAAAAAAAAAAAUCUGUCUAUCUAUAUAUAUAUAUAUCUUUUUCAUGCUUUAUCCCAGUGUGAAGUUGGCUAGAAGCAAAGCAGCGAUGCUCGGACUGCACAGCCUUCCGCCCCAGGGGGGGUCCACGGGACUUCAGGAAGGGAGAGCCGAUGCUAUGGAGAUCCUCACAGGAGCCCUGGCAUAAGGGAAGAGUCAGGAGGGUCCGAAGGAGCAUAGGAAUAACGCUUUGGGAUUACAAAUACCGGGAUUUCCCUCUGUCAGUGCCAUCUUUUGCCCAGCGUUUGCUCUCUUACACACCCAGGUGUGUGCGUAUCCUGAACGUGCCUUGUGUGUGUGCUCAGCCGCAGCGUGGGGCGGCGGGCAGAGGCUGUCCUACAGCUGGGACGUGUCCUUCCAAACACGACCUGUUGGCGCGGCUUCCGAGGGUCCGGGGAGGGAGGAAGAGGAUCUGCUUUGCUGUUCCACAGACAGAAAUGAGCGGAGGUCCAAAACCAGCCCUCCUUUGGGGUCGGGGUUCUCUGCGGCCGCCGGGGUCUCCGUGGCACAGGGCUUUGCUCCCUUCCACGUUGUGGUUCACAUUACUGUGGGGUUUUUUGCCCAUUUGUUCUUUUCUUAAAGGAAAAGUAAAUGCGCCGUGCGUUGCCCAAGUAGAGGUGUGGAGCGUGCAGUCAGUGACUUGGGAUGUGAAGCUGUGCAAUUCCUGUUCCCUCACCUCUCUCCUUGCCCUCCCAUGCGCUCUCCCUCAGUCUCUCUGUACUUCUGCCACUGUCAAUGUGAAAGCUUGCUUGCGUUAUUUUUUAGAAAUGCAUUUUGCACACUCGGGUUUCGCUGAAGCUCUGUGAAAAGGUUCGUUUGAAGCAGAUGAAUAAAGCUAUGCACAUGUUUUGAAAGUUUAAUUUGUGUCUCAUUACCAGAAGUGACUUAUCUGCCCUCUUUGCAUUCCCAUGCUGUCGUUGCCUGCGUUAUCUUCCCACCGCGGAGGGCAUGAUGCAAGGUGACAGCUCUUUGCUGACAGCGUAGCAGAAAACUGGCGCUUCUUCAGUUCAGUAGCCUGUCUCUCUUUGCUUUCUCUGUCUCUCUCUCUCUCUGUAUAUCUAUAUAAAUAUAUAUAUUAUUUUUUUAUUUUAAAGAGCCUACUUUAGUAAUUGGAGGGAGAGGGGCGAGCUGGCUUGCUGGGCAUGCUCCGUGCCAUUGGGUCAACGCAUGCUCCGUGUCUCUGCACGGUGACCAUGCCCUUGUGCCAGAGGAGGGCAUGGAGCACUGUGGGCUGUUGGCACAUGGCAGCCCUCUGCCCCUCAUGCAGGGUGUUGUGCCCGCAGUGAGGGGUGUGUGUGUGUGUGCGGCAGUGGGGUAAGAGCUGCUCUUGGUUUUGUUCUCGUGAGUGACGUGUGUUGGGCUACAGGUGCCGGCUCUGCAGGCGUGUGGCUGAGCCCCUUGUGGGGAAGGCUGGAGUUGGGAGGAGGACCCCGGCACCUUUCUCCUUACGUUUCCUUCGCCAUGGCAGAAACCUGUACUAACUUGACGGCUUUUUUCAUACCGAACAGGGCUGCUUUUCUAUCUAUCUACCAUCACACGUGUACUUACACACCUUCGGCAGCUUGCACGCUUCCGAAGGGCCUCAACUUGUUUACUGGGGGGACAGAUGCCCCUCUCUCCCCCUCCCCAAAUACUUCAGUGUUAGCAGCAGUGUAGAGAGCUGUGGGAUGGAGCAGGGCCCAGCUCGGCCCCUCCUGCCCUGCCCGUAGCUCUCACAUCCUUCAGUUCCCCAUGUUAAAACCACCAGGGGUUGCGCUCUAGCUGCUCAGGAGCUGAGUUACCUCUGACCCGCGGAGAGGGGCAGCCCCUCUUUGUUGUCCACGUUGAAAUGGUCAAGGUUGGUUUCGUUUUCUUCUCCCCUUCCCGGUCUGUUUGAAUGGGUUCACACACUCGGUGUGCCCGGCUGAAACAGGAGCAUUUUCCCAAUGGUGAGAGGGCAGCAGUAGGAGUGAGCGUGCAACCUGCUGAGCUGCGUCUGGGGCGGGCGGAGUCACGGACUGUAAGGAUAGGGAAUGUCCAUGAGCUGUAAUGGCAUGAUGUAUCUUUACCAAUGAUGUCAUACUUCACACUAAAUGUUUUAAAAAAUAAUUAAAGGAAAAAAAAAAAAAAGUUACCUGAAUUUUGUUUAUUCUGCACCAACAGGUCUUCAAAAUUUAUCCAAAUUUUAUUAUUUUAUCAGGAAAAAAAAAAUUGUGUAGAUCGAAUACGUUAAGAUGGACAAUAAGUGAUGUAAAUCGUUGAAUAAAAAAAUUAAAGUUUA